Blumeria graminis f. sp. triticale is the source of this 819-nucleotide messenger RNA. The record is from the annotation of a GenBank genome assembly. Lineage: Eukaryota; Fungi; Ascomycota; Leotiomycetes; Helotiales; Erysiphaceae.
AUGACUACGAGAAGGCUCUUAAAAAUCAAAGGCUUCUCUGAGACAAAGGUGGAGAAGAUCAGGGAAGCUGCUAAAAAGUUGUUGGAAAUCCGUAAGAGAUGCAUCCGAAUCUCGACAGGAAGCAAACAGCUUGAUGCUGCUCUAAACGGUGGUUUCCAGACGAUGAGUGUGUGCGAAGUCUAUGGGGAAUUCCGAUGUGGCAAGACCCAACUUGCACAUACCCUGGCAGUUGUAGCGCAGCUUCCUCGCGAUAUGGGCGGGGCAGAAGGAAAAGUUGCUUAUAUCGAUACUGAAGGUACAUUUCGUCCCGAGAGAAUCCAGGAUAUUGCCGAGCGCUUUGGUGCAUGCGAAAAUAUUGCUUUUGCCCGAGCUGGAAAUACAGAGAUGCAAACUGAACUCCUCGAGGGGCUUGCGGCCAACUUUUCUUCGAAUGAAUAUCGUCUUUUAAUUAUCGAUAGCAUCAUGGCCUUGUACCGUACUGAUUAUGUGGGUCGUGGCGAAUUGUCCGAGCGUCAACAAGCUCUAGGCGCUUUCCUUCGCAGAGCAGCUCAAAUGGCAGAGGAAUUUAAUCUACUCGUGUUUAUGACAAAUCAAGUCAUGUCGGAUCCAGGUGCCAUGUCUUUUGCUGGGGUCGAUGGUCGCAAGCCUGCAGGAGGGCAUGUUCUCGCCCACGCCUCGACUACGAGACUCUUACUUCGAAAAGGCCGGGGCGAGGAACGUGUUGCGAAAAUCAUGGACUCUCCGGAUUGUCCCGAGCGAGAGGCGACCUAUAUUAUUACAACUGGAGGUAUCAACGACCCUGAAAGUUUCAUCAAGUGA